Messenger RNA from Penicillium soppii, 1824 nucleotides. RefSeq names its product Zn(II)2Cys6 transcription factor. Gene Ontology annotation, cellular component: nucleus. The transcript is spliced from 3 exons. Gene Ontology annotation, molecular function: DNA-binding transcription factor activity, RNA polymerase II-specific; transcription cis-regulatory region binding; zinc ion binding. NCBI's taxonomy places the organism in Eukaryota, Fungi, Ascomycota, Eurotiomycetes, Eurotiales, Aspergillaceae. The record is from RefSeq and is a predicted model, not a curated record. Gene Ontology annotation, biological process: positive regulation of transcription by RNA polymerase II. Bases 1 to 1824 code for a protein of 607 amino acids.
AUGUUGUCAAUGAAUCCCUCCUUUUUCACGGAAUUAAAUGACUCUGGGUUACGGGAGAAUGAUCACGACGGCCGACCGGAGCUCCCCACCUACCCUCUACUAGGGAUCGGCGGUCCGCCUCUCCACGCCAGCACUCCCAGCACCAGCACCGGCACUGGUGCCAGCCCUGACGAUGCCUCGUCGGAUUCCCAAGACUGGCUCGCGCAGUCACCACCAGUUCAUCUGGAUGCCCAGCUCAAGGCAUACCAGCGAGCGAAUACCUUUGACUUGACUGUUCAAGCGCGAUUAGAUGGUGGCACGGACACACCCAAGGUGGAAGAAAUUGAUGAGAACUUGUUAAGCAGCAUCAAGCCUGAUGUGGGGGAAACGGACACUCCCGCUGCCGUUCCACGGAAACGUGGACGUCCGCGCAAACACCCGUUACCUGUCUCUGGAAAUCAGACCAAGGUCACCAAGGGUCGGUCGAAGACUGGUUGUAUAACCUGUCGUCGCAGGAAGAAGAAGUGUGAUGAGACAAAACCUGGAUGUCUUAACUGUCAGAAGAAUGCGGUCGUUUGCGAAGGCUACCCCGCUAAGGAAAUUUGGAAGAGUGGACGACAGAAGUUGGCUGAUGCAGCCCAAUCCAGUGGGCACUCCCUUGCAGCUGUACCGCGCAGCCUGCCCCUCCUCAUCGACGGCAUCGAAACGGAAGUCGACCGCCGGUUUUUAGAUCACUUUGUCUAUGGGUUCAGUCGUGUACUGACUCUGAUAAAUGAUGACUCAAAUCCCUUCAAGGAAAUCCUUCUUCCGAUGGCGACACAACACCGGGGGCUGAUGCAUUCACUCAUGUGCUUGUCUGGGUCACAUUUGUCGGGUCUGGAUCCCGAGCCCAAGCUGAAGGAACGAAAAUAUUUCCAUUUUCACCAUGCUAUCCAAGAUUUGAAGGAUAACAUUAAUGCAUCCUCAUCCAAGCAUAGCCCAGACGAGGAGGGAGAGCCACUGCUGGUGGAGGACCCGAUCAUCGCAUCCACCAUCGCCCUCAGCCUGAACACCAUCUGCGAAGGCGAGACCAGUGGCGAAUACCGACCGCACAUGGAUGCCGCUCGAUACCUAUUGGUUUCGCAGCAGCCCCGGAAUGAGAAAUUCCGUCAAUUCAUCGUUGAAUUCUUCCAAUAUCACGAUGUCUCAAAUGCCCUUACCUCGCUUGACCGCCGUCCCAACCUCUUUCACAACGACCCGCAUCUCCCGAACUUUGUCCCCGGCGCAUCGGCGGGCAUGUUUGUCGGUGUCUUCGACGGGCUAUUCAACUAUAUCUCCGACAUAACUCAGCUGCGGGACCGUAUCCGCGAACGCUACAGCGAAGGCUACGAGCCGGCAGUAGACUACCAGACCCUGAGCGAGGCAGUCUCCAUCGAUUCGGCCAUUCGAGCCUGGGAGACCUCCCACGAAGCCGACACCCCGAACUGGUACCUGGCUCAGCUCUACCGCCAGUCGACCUGGGUAUAUUUGUAUCGGACAAUCCGACCCUCGCGACCGAGCGAUAAAAUCGCUCAAGUCGUCGACGAUGGUCUAGGCUAUCUCGAUCGGUUGCCGCAGGAUGCGGCCGCCUACAGCAUUGUGCUGAUGCCGCUGUUCCUACUCGGUUGCUCAGCCUUCCUGACCGAGCAGCGCGAGCGCGUUGCACGGGGCUUCGAAGAUCUCAAGUCCUACUCAAACUUGCGCAAUAUCGAGCCCGCUUUCAAGGUCGUUCGGCGCGUUUGGGAUACUAUGGAUACCCGAAUGGAAGAAAGCUGGGAUUGGGAGAAGAUUAUUCGUGACAUGAAUAUGGACUUUCUGAUCACUUGA